AUGAGAUUCGCGGCUAUUUUUUUGAUACUAAUUAUUCUUGUUUCUUUAAUCGACGUGAGUGAAGGCUGGCGUGGCGGUUUCCGCGGUGGCUGGGGUCGUCGCGGCGGUUUCCGACGAUUCGGUGGCUGGGGACGUUUCGGUGGAAGAAGAUGGGGUGGAUGGGGAAGACGAUGGGGUGGUGGAUGGGGCGGUGGAUUCGGUCGACCAUUUGGAUGGGGAUAUCGGCCGUUCGGCGGCGGCUUUGGCAUGGCCCGGAUGGGUUUGCUUGGUAUGCGAAUGGGGAUGAUGAGCAUGUAUCCCGGAUAUGGAUAUGGGAUGUACGGUAAAUGCAUCGUGAAUAUCAUCUCGGUCACCAUUCACAUCUGGGUACUGCUCAUUAUUUUGCUUACGCCAAAACUUCGACAACCGACUUUCGAUGAGCUCUUUUUCUCGCAAAAUAUGGCCGAUAUUUUGUCGGUUUUCGUUCGCGUUUCAGCCACUUAUUUGCCCACUUUACUGGUGGAUUAUGAGGAUGAGAGGAUCACGAAUUACACAACGACAAGAGAUGAUCUAGCAAAUUGGAUCAACGCGGCUGAAUGGUACAACAGUUGGACGAUCGUCAUCUCUGGAUUGCUGUUGGCGUGUGAUCGAGCUGUGUUGGCUCUAUCGAUGAAAACCUAUCAUUGGACUUGUAAUCGUUUCUUCAAAUGGAUGCUCGUAAUGAUUACUUGGGUGAUACCAUUGAGCGCCGUUAUGCCAAUGUUCACCGAGUGUUGUGGGAGUUAUUUCAUUGAUGGUCACAUUGAGCUUCUCGACUAUAAGGACCAUAAUGUGGGAGCAAUUUAUGACUCAAUCGAUAUGAUUUUCGAGACAAUUGUUUAUGCACCGACUCUCUGUGCCCUCAACACGUUCACAUUGGUGAUGAUGUGGAAACAAUAUAAAAGAGUGCUUCGCAGGAGUGCGGACCAUCUGCAGAAAAAAGUCCCAUCGAUUGUCACUAUCGAGCACUUAUGCAUAAAAAGUACCGCUAAUCGAGUCACAAAUGGACACUUUCAUAGACAAAGACGAGAGGAGAAACACAGUGCCACUCUCGAGCGCCUCGAGAUCGAGCUCACCUUUGCUAUGGUGUCAAUUCUCGAUCAACAAAUCGAUUUCAUCGUGAUUCUCUCGUAUACAUUGUAUUGGGCGAGUGAAAUGAAUUUCGCGCCUGUUCAACAAGAUCUUGCGCUCAACGCGUACUACAUCGCUUUCGAGGUCGGCAAUCUCAUCAUGCCGUAUGUGUAUUUGAUCGCUUGUGCCCCACUCCGAGAAGCCUUUUUCUCAUCAUUUUAUCGAAUGUUGUGGUGUCGGGAGAAGAAAAAA
Molecule: messenger RNA, 1341 nt
Organism: Mesorhabditis belari
Lineage: Eukaryota; Metazoa; Nematoda; Chromadorea; Rhabditida; Rhabditidae
Source: the annotation of a GenBank genome assembly